AGACGUGACUCCGUCGCCCACUGAGCCAAACUGGAAAUGGGCACUGGCUCUCCGGUGGGAGUUGGCUGUUGAGCUGUACAUCUCAUUGCCUGGAAACGGGAGCCGGAAGGUUCUCAAACAAGAUUCCGCUUUCUUAGGGCGGUAACGGCGUGCACGGGUUGGGGAAGGGAGGUGGGAGAAGCGGAGCCGCUCUGAACCAUGCUAGGGAACUGUGGGUCAGUCUGUGAAGAGGCCCAGCUUUGCGGGACAGCGGUGCGAGCCUGCGCCGAGAGACGUUCUUGUGACCGGCGGAAAACUACAUUUCCCAGCAUCCUCUCGGUACCAGAACUACCUUACCCAAAAGCCUGAACGCUAUUCAUCCAGCUUUUCGCCCUUCCCCGCCAGCUGGAAAGCCGAAGACAUGUGGGGUCGCUGGUUUGGGCGGCUCCUGCGUUCUGAAGGCAGCGGGGGCUGCUGGGUUUCAGCUCCCCGCGGGCGUUUUUCCCCGGCCCUGAGGAGAGAUUUCUUCACCACCACAACCAAGGAAGGAUAUGAUAUGAGGCGAGUGGACAUAACUCCUUUAGAACAAAGGAAAUUAACGUUUGAUACCCAUGCAUUGGUUCAGGACUUGGAAACUCACGGAUUUGACAAAGCACAAGCAGAAACAAUUGUAUCAGCAUUAACCAUUUUAUCAAAUGUCAGCCUCGAUACUAUCUAUAAGGAGAUGGUCACUCAAGCUCAACAGGAAAUAACAGUACAACAGUUAAUGGCUCAUUUGGACUCCAUCAGGAAAGACAUGGUCAUCCUAGAGAAAAGUGAAUUUGCAAAUCUGCGAGCAGAGAACCAGAAAAUGAAAAUUGAAUUAGAACAAGUUAAGCAACAACUGAUAAAUGAAACCAGUCGAAUCAGAGCAGAUAAUAAACUGGAUAUCAACCUAGAAAGGAGCAGAGUAACAGAUAUGUUUACAGAUCAAGAAAAGAAACUUAUGGAGGCAACCACAGAAUUUACCAAAAAUGAUACCAAAACCAGAGGUAUUAUUUCAGAGACCGGUAACAAAAUUGACACUGAAAUUGCCUCCUUAAAAACCCUAAUGGAGUCUAACAAGCUUGAGACAAUUCGUUACCUUGCAGCCUCAGUGUUUACUUGCCUGGCAAUAGCAUUGGGAUUUUAUAGACUCUGGAAAUAACAGUGAAACUACUAUAUUAUGCUCCUACUCCUGCCACUGUUGACUUCUUAGAACAAACACUGUGCCAGGAUGGAUUUACUCUGAACAUUGAAAGUUGAAGUAGAAACUUAAUACAACAUUAUUUAAAGUACAUAUGGACUGAAGGAAAUGUUUUAGAAUGGGAAGGUGUAUUUUGUCUUUGUUUUUUAUAUAUGUCUUUAUUUCGUUAUGUUGAAAAGAUGCUCUUCAAAACCUGAUUGAUUUGAGAUAAAAACAGGCCUUUUGUCUUUAUCCUUUUGAUAGCUUACAGAAACUGAACCAGAGUUUUCUUGUUUGCUUGAACAACUGUAAAUCAUACAGGAUUUCUUUGGUAUGUGUUGCAAAUUUGUUUAGCUAUAAAUAGGGAAUCUAAAGUAUAGAGCAGUCAAAAGACUGACCUUGUAUGGUCCAGCGAGUGAGAAUCAGAGGCUCUCCAACUAAAUUUUUUUCAAAGAGCUAACAGCUGGGUUGUUUUCAAAACAAAACUUUCUGUAUUUUGAUUCAAAAUAUCUCAGAAUCCUCUUGCCUAAGAAAAUUCUUGGCACACUGUAGAUAAAUUUGUGUUGGAUUAAUAAAUAAAGACCAUAUAGGUUCCAUUGUAAUAAACUCUACAGUACAUUUGCUCACUCAGUAAAUAAGAAUGCCUUCUAUGGGCCAGACAACAUGCUGGUACCCAUGUGCACAGAGCUGAACAUGGCUUCCUUAUCAUGGAACUGACAAUCUUAGUUGGAGAAGACAGACAGUAAACAGGUAAAUUAUUCAUUUGUUACAGUUUAAAUAUGCUAAAAUAUUGAGGGGGAGUAUUUUUUUUCUCCAUGUGAAGGAAGCUCCAAUAGCAUAACAUUGUAAUCACUCUUCCUUCAACCACCCUGCCCUAGGUGAUUAAGUAAGGUGAAAGGAGAAACAAGGCCCAAGUAGCCCAGCCACUUCUCCCCAUUCCUGUUUGGGACCAGCCUGUCUACAGAGUGCAUUCAUUCUGUAGGAUCAAGUUCACCUCUGCAGGGUGAGGCCUGCUCUAGUACAGUGAUACUUGGGACAAGGUAAGUCUGUCUCUCUGAUUCGGGGGUCAGUGAUAAGUUUACUGGACUGAAGAUAUUAACCACAUUCUCCAGUAUCAGUUUUAUCAGUAAGUAAAGGUAUUAUUUAGGUCCUUAUAUCAGUUCAUUUUUUUGAGUUUAUUUUUGUAUAUGGGGUUAGAGAAUAUUCUCAUUUCAUUCUUUUACAUGUAGCUGUCCAGUUUUCCCAGCACCACUUAUUGAAGAGAUUGUCUUUUCUCCGUGAUAUAUUCUUGCCGCCUUUGUUGAAGAUUAAUUGGCUGUAGGUGUGUGAGUUUCUCAGCUCUCAAUUCUGUCCCAUUGAUCCAGAUGUCUGUUUUUGUGCUAAUACAACACUGUAUUGAUUACUGUAGCUUUGUAGUAA
Molecule: messenger RNA, 2602 nt
Organism: Balaenoptera musculus (blue whale)
Lineage: Eukaryota; Metazoa; Chordata; Mammalia; Artiodactyla; Balaenopteridae
Gene: CCDC90B
Product: coiled-coil domain containing 90B
Exons: 9
Coding region: 401-1165 (254 amino acids)
Cellular component (GO): mitochondrion
Source: RefSeq, a predicted model, not a curated record